AUGGCACCGGUCUAUAAAGUUGCCCUGGUGCAGUUGCAUCCGAAGCCUCUGUCGCCGGCCGAGAAUUUCCGCAAGGCCGCAUCUUACAUCACAGAUGCUGCUCGUGAGGGCUGUCACCUGGCCGUUUUGCCCGAGUACCAUCUCACCUCCUGGGCCCCGGACGCGCCAGGCUUCCGGGCAUCUUGUGCCGAGUCGGCAGCAUAUCUGGAAAGGUACCGGCAGCUAGCAAGCGAGCUCCGAAUCUGCAUCGUGCCCGGCACGAUCGUCGAGCCGGCCGGUGAGUCCCUCCACAACAUCGCAUACUUCAUAUCCUCGGACGGCGGGGUCCUGGCGCGAUAUCAGAAGAAGAACCUGUGGCACCCGGAGCGGCGGCACCUGGUAUCAUCUGCCCAGGAGCCGCACACGGCUUUCGACACGCCUUUAGGGCGGGUGGGGCUGCUGAUAUGCUGGGACCUGGCUUUUCCCGAGGCCUUCCGGGAGCUCGUCGCGGACGGCGCCGACAUCAUCUGCGUGCCUUCGUUCUGGAGCCUGAAGGACGUGUCGGACGCGGGGUACAGUCUCAACCCGGACAGCGAGGCGCUGUUCCUUAACAGCACCAUAGUCAGCCGGGCAUUCGAGAACACGUGCGCCGUCGUGUUCGUCAACGCGGGCGGUCCGCCCGAGAAAGGAGAGAAGACCAACUUUGCGGGGCUAAGUCAGGUCGGCGUGCCCCACAUCGGCCCCCUCGGAAGGAUGGGACGGUCCGAAGGGGUUUCGGUUGUCGACUUGGAUAUGAACGUGCUAAAGAUCGCCGAGGACAACUACAAGGAGAAAUUCACCAGUUUCUACCCCGAUCCUCGCAAGCUUCCCCUCUUAAGGUGCUGGAGUGAGGCAGCUAGCAUGCAAUUGAAACAAUCUGAGAGUAGCAGCGGCACCCUUGCGGACCAGAUAACCAUGCCGGAAACCAAGACAUCCCGCGCUGAGUUCACCAGACGGUCUUCGUGCCUACCCUUCGGCCAGCCGGUGCCCCUAUCUUCGAUAUCCGGCCCUACCUAUGUCACCGGCCAGGUUCUCGUCCAGCAGAUCGCCUACGCGCUGUCCGACAAGAUCUUUUCGUACUCGCCCGAGACCUUCGACCUCGAUGUUGCCGCGAAGGACUGGGCGAGAGACGGGCAGAAGAAUAUCCACGGCUAUCCUACCUCCGUCUUGCCCCUCCAGACUCGCUCCGGUGCCGGCACAUUCGCCCUAGGCUACAUUUUUUCCAAGGAUUUCGACCUCAGCAAGCGACAUGUCCCCCAGACUUUGCUGGCGCCGUCGCUUAGCUUGCGUCACCUACGCACUGCUCUGGACCAGCUGGCUUUGCUUUACGGAGUAGCAAGUCCUUUCGUCGCCCACGUCGCCGCUGCCGAUUAUGUGUCGGAUGCAGGCCUCGUCACGGAAUAUGGUACAGCGUUGCAGCUUUCCGAAGAGCUCGGGCUGGGGCUUGUGUCGAGCGCUUCCGCCUACGAGGCUCAGCACAUUUCGCUCUUCGCCACCUUGAUGGCUAAGGUUUUGCCUACUAUCCACAUCUACGAUGGCGUCCGCACGUCCCGCGAGACGCUAAGGGUUAUUGACCUCUUGAGCCAAGUCGGUGUCGCCGACAUAUUCAAGAAGAUCUCUACGGCUGCGGAAAACUUGAACAAGCGCCUCGAUGAUGCUGGAAAGGUCCUUGAGCUCCUUCAAGCCUUCAACGAUGAACUAGGAACCGACUACGAACCCUUCGAGUAUGUCGGGCACAAUUUGGCCGACACCGUCUAUGUGGUAUUUGGUAGCGUCGAGGCCCAGCUGGCUAAACAGGUGGUGGCCAAGCUUGCCGCCGACGGCUUCAAGGUCGGAGCUGUCGUGGUCAGGGUUUACCGGCCCUUCAUUGAAGAGGCCUUCGUCAAGGUUCUCCCUCUAUCUGUGCAGACUAUUGCAGUUCUUGGGCAGGUGGCAAACGAAUCUGCCGUAUCGGAUGCUUCGAUCCAAUCGGUGCUGUAUUCAGAUGUGUUAACGACAGUCUCCUUUGCGAGCAAGUGGGACUCAGCCCCAGUUGUGACGGAUAUCAAGUACCCGGCCUCGCACACCUUCACUCCAUCGAGCUUCUUAGCCACCAUCACCCAGGCUGUGAACAAAACAAUGGCCAUUGGCAUCGCCCUUCCCCAGCUUCAGUCCGCGCAGCAGUAUGUAUUCUGGGAUGUUGACAAUUCCGUCGCUCUCUUCGCUCCAACUGUUGCUGGUAAGAUCCUGUCUGGAGAUUCAACCAGCAACAUCUACCUUAGCGAAUCUCACGACAACCGUGUGCAGGGAGGUGUCAUUCGAACCGAUCUGAGAACUUCGAAAAAGACGAUAGAUGCUCCAUUCGCAGUCGAGGAAGCCGACGUGGUUGUAAUAGGCGAAGAGAAGCUAUUGAAAGAGGUUGCUGCGUCUCAGGGCGUCAGAGAUAACGGCAAAUUGCUUGUCAAGCUCUCAAAUUUCAAGGAAGACGAAGCGGAGAAGCGGAUACCUGCUACGAUCCGCAGGGAUGUUCAGGCGAGGAACAUUUCGCUCUUCGUCCUGGACUCGUCUCCGUCCCCAGCCUUUGAAAACGACGUCUCCGCUGCUAGGCUGCUCGUCGAGUUAGCUUUUCUAAAGAUCGUGCAACCCGAAAUCAAACCCGAAACUCUGGAAAAAUUGGCAGCUCUUGAGGCUAAUUUGCCCACCCUGGCCGAAUGCACAGAUGCCCUAAGCAAAUGUGUUAAAUUGCUCGAGGUUCCGCCCUCCUGGGCCGAUGUCGUUGAGGAUGCCCCUAGAAACCUUCCCCGGUCGCUCCAGACGAAUAGCUUCGUGCCAUUCGAGAAGGAGGAGGUCGAGCAAGACUUGACACUCAGCACUUGGGAAUCCGCCGCUAAGGGUCUCGUGUUCAAGGAGGCUUAUGCUACCGACAUUACGUUGCGUCCUGAUUUGACCGUCAAGACAUACACAAUCAACGUCAAGGAGAACCGCAGGCUCACCCCGAUAACCUAUGAUCGGAACAUCUUCCACAUCGAAUUCGACCUUGGCAAUUCCGGCCUCACCUAUAAGAUCGGAGAGGCUCUUGGGAUUCACGCCGAUAAUGACGCCGCUUUGGUUCGUGAAUUUAUUGAUUCGUACGGGUUGGAUGCGGACAGUCUUGUCCAAGUGCCUUCGAGGGAAAACGCGAGGAUCCUGGAGACGAGAACCGUCUACCAGUCGCUGGUUCAGAAUAUCGACGUCUUCGGCAAGCCUCCUAAGCGAUUCUACGAAUCUUUGGCUGAGUUUGCUACGGACGAGAUUGAGAAGAAGAAGCUUACCACUCUCGGCACGCAAGAAGGGGCCGAAGAGUUUAAGCGCCGCGCCGAAGUCGACACGGUCACCUUCGUAGAUGUGUUGGAGGAAUUUAGGUCUGCUCGGCCGAGCUUCCUAGACCUCGUACGCCUGAUAGGGCCUCUGAAGCGCCGCGAGUACUCGAUCGCCUCGGCCCAAGCGGUGACGCCGAAUGCCGUUGCACUUAUGAUUGUUGUUGUCGAUUGGGUUGAUCCUAAGGGACGAACCCGCUACGGCCAGGCGACUCGGUAUCUGAGCCGGCUCCCGGUUGGGGCCGCUGUUACUGCGUCCGUGAAGCCGUCGGUAAUGAAGCUGCCGACACGCGACGAUGCUCCUCUCAUCAUGGCUGGUCUCGGUACCGGGCUCGCGCCGUUCAGGGCUUUCAUCCAGUAUCGCGCGAUGCAGAAGGCCGAGGGCAAAGACAUUGGUGCCAUUCUUCUGUAUCUGGGCUCCCGCCACCAGCGAGAGGAGUACCUCUACGGCGAGGAAUGGGAAGCCUAUCUCGACGCGGGCGUCAUCACGCUUCUCGGCGCGGCGUUCUCCCGAGACCAGCCCCAGAAGAUUUACAUCCAGGACCGCAUGCGGCAGACGCUGAGCGAUGUCGUCCAGGCCUACAUCAAGGACGAGGGAUCCUUCUACCUCUGCGGCCCGACAUGGCCGGUGCCGGACGUCACGGACGUACUCAAGGAGGCCAUCGUCGCGGAGGCGAAGGCAAGCGGGAAGAAGAUUGAUGCGACGAAGGAGAUCGACCGCCUCAAGGAAGACGGCCGGUACGUGUUGGAGGUUUACUAG
This is a messenger RNA of Durotheca rogersii, 4113 nucleotides long. RefSeq lists its product as uncharacterized. Gene Ontology annotation, cellular component: cytosol. NCBI's taxonomy places the organism in Eukaryota, Fungi, Ascomycota, Sordariomycetes, Xylariales, Xylariaceae. The coding region runs from base 1 to 4113 and encodes 1370 amino acids. The transcript is spliced from 3 exons. The record is from RefSeq and is a predicted model, not a curated record. Gene Ontology annotation, molecular function: sulfite reductase (NADPH) activity; flavin adenine dinucleotide binding; FMN binding.